Messenger RNA from Momordica charantia (bitter melon), 2600 nucleotides. RefSeq names its product Pentatricopeptide repeat (PPR-like) superfamily protein. Gene Ontology annotation, molecular function: protein binding. The record is from RefSeq and is a predicted model, not a curated record. Lineage: Eukaryota; Viridiplantae; Streptophyta; Magnoliopsida; Cucurbitales; Cucurbitaceae.
AAAUACACCUCCCAUAGAUGCUACACUCGUAAGAACUUUCUUGGGAUCCCUCGUCUACGAUGGCGAUGGCCACCGGUGAAGGCGACGGCAGUCCUGAGUAAGUUUAUUGGUUUCUGGGUUUUCAGUAGCAAUGGCAACUCUCUAAGAACGGACCUAUAUUUUUCUUCAACUUCUGCUCAAAACCGUCCAAUUUUCAACCAUGUGGUGCUACAUCAGCCGCAACAAAAUCAAAUCCAUUUCACUCCAUAGCUCAAUUGCAAUUGUUCCUCUUCGUUUCAUCUUCGCCGUUGAUUCUUCCCUUCAGUCUUACACCGUCACGCCGCCGAUCAAACCCUGGCCGCAGCGUCUAUACCCCAGGCGCCUCGUAUCUAUGAUCAUUGGACAACAAAAUCUAGACCUCGCCCUCCAAAUAUUCCACCACGCCGGAAAAUUUCAUCCCGGAUUUUCCCACAAUUACGAUACAUAUCAUGCGAUUGUUCAUCGUCUCUCUCGCGCUCGAGCUUUUGAACCCGUCGAAUCUCUGCUCCUGGACUUGCAGAGUUCUGGUAUCAAGUGCGGGGAAGAUUUGUUCAUUACAGUGAUUAGAAGCUAUGGGCUUGCGGGUCGGCCGAAAUUGGCCGUGAAAACAUUUCUACGGAUUCAAACCUUUGGCGUUCGACGCUCGGUGAGGUCGUUGAACACGUUGCUCAAUGCUUUGGUGCAGAACAAUCGGUUUUCUUUGGUUCAUUUGUUGUUUAAGCAUUCAAAUUCCAAAUUUGGGGUUGUACCUAAUGUGUUUACUUGCAACAUUUUGAUCAAAGCGCUUUGCAAAAAGAACGACAUCGAGGGUGCACGGAAGGUGUUCGACGAAAUGCCUGCCAUGGGUAUGGUUCCAAAUGUUGUUACUUACACUACAAUUUUAGGUGGUUAUGUUUCGAGGGGUGAUAUGGUUGGUGCCAAGAGAGUUUUUGGUGAGCUUUUCGAUCAUGGCUGGCUUCCUGAUGCGACUACUUACACAAUUUUAAUGGAUGGGUACAUCAAACAAGGUAGAUUUACUGAUGCUGUAAAGGUGAUGGACGAAAUGGAGGAAAAUGGGAUCGACCCAAAUGACAUUACUUAUGGAGUCAUAAUUGAAGCUUAUUGUAGGGAGAAGAAGUCUGGUGAAGCACUUAACCUGCUUAAUGAUAUGCUUGAAAAGAAGUAUAUACCAAACUCAGCACUUUGCUGUAAGGUGAUUGAUGUUUUAUGCUGUGAGGGGAGGGUGAAGGAAGCUUGUAAGCUGUGGGAGAGGCUUUUGAAGAAAAAUUGUACUCCAGAUAAUGCUAUUACAAGCACUCUUAUUCACUGGCUUUGCAAGGAGGGGAAUAUAUGGGAAGCAAGAACGUUAUUCAACGAGUUUGAGAGGGGCUCAAUUCCGAGUCUAUUAACAUAUAACACGCUUAUUGCAGGAAUGUGUGAGAUGGGGGAGUUGUGUGAAGCCGCUAGGCUGUGGGAUGACAUGUUGGAAAAAGGUUGUAUGCCUAAUGAAUUUACUUAUAACAUGUUGAUAAAAGGAUUUCUUGAAGUUGGUAAAGCUGAGGAAGUGAUUAAAGUCGUGGAGGAGAUGUUGGAUAAGGGAUGCUUGCCAAAUGAAUCAACAUACUCAAUAUUGGCCGAAGGGCUCCUCAAAUUGGGAAAGGGAGGAGAAUUCUCAAAUAUUCUUUCGAUGUUUAUCUCGAGCGGAGUUGUUGACUUUAAAGUCUGGCAUCUAUUUGUGCCCAAGUUUGUUUGUAAUAUGGAUGAACAGUCAAAUAUCCUCAACAAAAUAUUGAUCGAGACUUCUAGUUAGAAAUUCUUUAAUCUAACCAUCAUACUGGAGUGGAGAAAUUACUAAAGCCAGUCAUUUGUCAGCUCCGGAUAUUGAUUAGUAGACCGCCUCAGACGAAUGGGGCUCUGCCAGUGUUUUGUUUCGAUAUUUUUUAGAACAUGUUUAACAAAGAUUGUACUGUCCAUAAUUAUUCCCAAAUUGUGGCUGUUCUGCUGAUGUGCCAUUUGGGUGUAGAAGGGAAUUUUCUCUCUUCAAGGCCUCAUUGCAGCUACCUCCGAUGCCUGACAUGAGGUCAUGAUAAGCACCUCUAAACCGUCUUCUUUUGUCUAGGCAAAUGUCUAUCUCAACAUUGAAGGGUGAGACUGAGGUCUCUCUAGAUCAUCAGUCCUCCUCCCUCUUCCACACGUACUAGAAUCGCGCAAGUUGGGUUCGGCAGGCUUACAGGGAGAUUUGGAGUCUAUUUGCAGCUGAUUGAAAGAGCUAAGGAUCUUGAAGCCAUGUUGGACUCGCUCGUGAGAGCGCUGGCUGAGCCACAAGAGUUACAUGGUAGAAUCGACGAGUUGGAACCAUCGACUUGAAGAGAUCAACUCCGACAGGGUCGUGCUAGGCAACGACUCAAGUGGCCAAAUUUAAGGGAUACUGGUGUCUCAAUGCAGGUAGCCAAGCUGCAGAGACUUGCCAUUAGCGGUUCUUUUUUUAUAUAUAUAUAUUUAUAUUUGUCCUACAAUAGUUGAAUAGCGAUGUUUGUUUUGCCUCGUCAGUGGAAAUGUUUCAAGGUGCGCGUAAGCUGACCUGGACACUCAUGGAUAUUAAA